GUUUUCAGUAGGUUUAUGGAAAAUAUGUCACAAUCCGGGGGAAGUCCUUUAAAUGGCAUUUACGACCGAAGAAACAACAUCUUGAAAAGUGAAAUAAUAAGUGCAACUCCUGUGGAUCUGAAAGAAAAUCGCCAGGAAGAUCAGAUAAAAGAUGCGGUCACUCAACACCCGGAAGUGGUAUAUAGAGCUCUUACUUCUAAAGAGACCCAACACUCUACCAUACUUUAUGUGAUCCUAUUUGCCGCGUAUUUAAUCGUGGACUACGGGGGUUUGAGUUGCAUACACAAAACAUAUCUGAAUCGUGCGGGCAUCCAGGAUAUGACAGCAUUUCCCAAGUAG
Molecule: messenger RNA, 339 nt
Organism: Hermetia illucens (black soldier fly)
Lineage: Eukaryota; Metazoa; Arthropoda; Insecta; Diptera; Stratiomyidae
Exons: 3
Coding region: 16-339 (107 amino acids)
Source: RefSeq, a predicted model, not a curated record